Molecule: messenger RNA, 1721 nt
Organism: Manis pentadactyla (Chinese pangolin)
Lineage: Eukaryota; Metazoa; Chordata; Mammalia; Pholidota; Manidae
Gene: TTC4
Product: tetratricopeptide repeat domain 4
Exons: 10
Coding region: 78-1244 (388 amino acids)
Molecular function (GO): Hsp90 protein binding
Source: RefSeq, a predicted model, not a curated record
GAAGCGUCCCCGCGCUGCCGGAAGUUGCCGCACGGUUCCCGGUGCUCGCACGGUGGCCGGAGAUUUUAAAAGCUGCCAUGCAGCGGCCCGAGCCGGACGCUACCGCAGAUGAUGCCAUGGACUCGUUUCUGGAGAAGUUCCAGAGUCAGCCUUACCGUGCCGGCUUCCACGAAGACCAGUGGGAGGAGGAAUUUGAAAAGAUACCCCUAUUUAUGAAGAAAGCACCCUCAGAAAUUGAUCCCAAGGAGAAUCCUGACUUGGCUUGCCUCCAGUCAAUUAUUUUUGAUGAAGAUCGAUCUCCAGAAGAACAGGCCAAGACCUAUAAAGAUGAGGGCAAUGAUUACUUUAAAGAAAAAGACUAUAAAAAAGCUGUAAUCUCAUACACUGAAGGCUUAAAGAAGAAAUGUGCAGAUCCUGGUUUGAAUGCUGUCCUUUAUACCAACCGGGCAGCAGCGCAGUACUAUCUGGGCAAUUUUCGUUCUGCUCUCAAUGAUGUGAUGGCUGCGAGAAAGCUAAAACCUUGCCACCUCAAAGCAAUAGUAAGAGGUGCCUUAUGCCAUCUGGAAUUGAAAAACUUUGCUGAGGCUGUGAAGUGGUGUGAUGAGGGGCUGCAGAUAGAUGCCAAAGAGAAGAAGCUUCUGGAAAUGAGGUCUAAAGCAGACAAACUAAAGCGUACUGAACAGAGGGACAUAAGGAAAGCAAAAUUGAAAGAAAAGAAGGAGCAGAAUCAGAAUGAGGCUUUACUCCAGGCCAUCAAGGCUAGGAACAUCAGGCUAGCCUCUGAAGCUGCGGGUAAGGAUGAAGAUUCAGCCUCAGAAGGUCUGGGUGAGCUAUUCCUGGAUGGGCUCAGCUCUGAGAACCCCUAUGGAGCCAGGCUGAGUGUCGAUGACCAGGGCAGACUGAGCUGGCCUGUGCUCCUUCUAUACCCAGAGUAUGCCCAGUCGGACUUCAUCUCUGCUUUCCAUGAGGACUCCAGGUUUAUUGAUCAUCUGAUGGUGAUGUUUGCUGAAAUGCCCUCUUGGGACUUAGAGCAAAAAUACUGCCCUGAUAAUUUAGAGGUCUACUUUGAAGAUGAGGAUAAGGCAGAACUAUACCAGGUGCCUCCCAGAAGCACCCUGCUACAGGUGCUACAGCACCCCAGGUACUGUGUAAAAGCCUUGACACCAGCCUUUUUGGUCUGUGUGGGAUCCUCUCCCUUUUGUAGGAGUUAUCUCCAGGGGAGAAAGGUGUCCCAGGUAAAGUGACUGUGCCGGGCUGUGGGAGCUAGGUCCCCUGGAUCUCCUCACUCACCCUCUUUUGCGUGGAGCCUGGCAUCCUUCAAUCAGAUGGACAUACUGCUAGAAUCUAGCACAUUUUUCUCACCCUGGGGACCGUGGUGGGGGAGGAGCUGCUGACUUCCCUGAACUGUAGCCUCUCUGGUCAAUGCACUGAGCUACAGCUGGUUUUCACUCUCUUCUUUUGGUACAAAACUCUGUGCCUUGGUCGUGAUACCUCAGACUCACUGUGAGCUGUGUUAAUCACCAGCCGCCAUCUCUGAAGGGACCAUCUGUUGCAGACCCAACUGACCCAAAGAACUCUGGCCUGUGGCCACUGACUCAGGAUCCAGUGGCAUAGUUCUGAACCUUUGUGGAGUUAGAGGCCUCAGAAAAGCUGCCCCUCAAACAGCACAUAUACACAACCCACACGUGUAAUUUUAAGGCAUUCAAGGUGAGAGACACUGA